Messenger RNA from Oenanthe melanoleuca, 3586 nucleotides. It is a transcript of the gene RRM1, whose product is annotated as ribonucleotide reductase catalytic subunit M1. The transcript has 19 exons. The coding region runs from base 410 to 2788 and encodes 792 amino acids. Lineage: Eukaryota; Metazoa; Chordata; Aves; Passeriformes; Muscicapidae. The record is from RefSeq and is a predicted model, not a curated record. Gene Ontology annotation, biological process: deoxyribonucleotide biosynthetic process; DNA replication. Gene Ontology annotation, cellular component: ribonucleoside-diphosphate reductase complex. Gene Ontology annotation, molecular function: ATP binding; ribonucleoside-diphosphate reductase activity, thioredoxin disulfide as acceptor.
GCGGCGGGCGCGGGAAGCGGCGGGCGCGGAGCUGCGGGGAGAGAUCGAGAGGGAGAGAGAGACUGAGGGGGGCUGAGGGGAUCGAGAGGGGCUGAGAGAGACUGAGGGGGAUCGAGAGGGGCUGAGAGAGACUGAGGGGGGCUGAGGGGAUCGAGAGGGGCUGAGAGAGACUGAGGGGGAUCGAGAGGGGCUGAGAGAGACUGAGGGGGAUCGAGAGGGGCUGAGAGAGACUGAGGGGGACUGAGGGGCAUCGAGAGGAGCUGAGGGACAUCGAGAGGGAGCAAGCGGGUCUGAGGGGGACUGGGAGGCACCGGGAGUGACUGAGGGGCACCGAGGGGCACUGAGAGGGGCCGAGGGGCACUGAGAGGGGCCGAGGGGCACUGAAAGAGACUGAGAGGCAGCCGCCGCCAUGCACGUCGUGAAGCGAGACGGGCGCCAGGAGCGGGUCAUGUUUGACAAGAUCACCUCCCGCAUCCAGAAGCUCUGCUACGGCCUCAACUCCGACUUCGUGGAUCCCGCACAGAUCACCAUGAAGGUGAUCCAGGGGCUGUACAGCGGGGUGACCACGGUGGAGCUGGACACGCUGGCCGCAGAGACGGCGGCCACGCUGACCACCAAGCACCCCGACUACGCCAUCCUGGCCGCCCGCAUCGCCGUCUCCAACCUGCACAAGGAGACCAAGAAAGUCUUCAGUGAUGUGAUGGAGGAUCUCUACACCUACAUCAACCCUCACAACGGGAAGCACUCCCCCAUGAUCUCCAAAGAGACUCUGGACAUAGUUCUGGCCAACAAAGAUCGCCUGAACUCUGCCAUCAUCUACGACAGAGACUUCUCCUACAACUACUUUGGCUUUAAGACUCUGGAACGCUCCUACUUGCUGAAAAUCAACUCCAAAGUGGCUGAACGACCCCAGCACAUGCUGAUGAGGGUGGCUGUGGGCAUCCACAAGGGCGACAUCGAGGCGGCCAUCGAGACCUACAACCUGCUGUCGGAGCGCUGGUUCACGCACGCCUCGCCCACGCUCUUCAACGCGGGCACCAACCGCCCCCAGCUCUCCAGCUGCUUCCUGCUGUGCAUGAAGGACGACAGCAUCGAGGGCAUCUACGACACCCUGAAGCAGUGUGCCCUCAUCUCCAAGUCUGCUGGGGGCAUUGGCCUGGCUGUGAGCUGCAUCCGUGCCACAGGCAGCUACAUUGCUGGGACCAACGGGAAUUCCAACGGGCUGGUGCCCAUGCUGAGGGUGUACAACAACACCGCGCGCUACGUGGAUCAGGGGGGGAACAAGAGACCUGGGGCUUUUGCCAUCUACCUGGAGCCCUGGCACUUGGACAUCUUUGAGUUCCUGGACUUGAAGAAGAACACAGGGAAAGAGGAGCAGCGAGCCAGGGACCUGUUCUUUGCUCUCUGGAUCCCUGAUCUCUUUAUGAAGCGGGUGGAAACCAACCAGGACUGGUCCUUAAUGUGCCCAAAUGAGUGUCCUGGCCUGGAUGAUGUCUGGGGAGAGGAAUUUGAGAAGCUCUAUGAGAGCUACGAGCGGCAGGGCCGCGUGCGCAGGGUGGUGAAGGCCCAGCAGCUCUGGUACGCCAUCAUCGAGUCCCAGACCGAGACUGGCACCCCCUACAUGCUCUACAAGGACUCCUGCAACAGGAAGAGCAACCAGCAGAACCUGGGCACCAUCAAGUGCAGCAACCUGUGCACAGAGAUCGUGGAGUACACCAGCAAGGAGGAGGUGGCUGUGUGUAACCUGGCCUCCAUUGCCCUGAACAUGUAUGUGACCCCUGAGCACACCUAUGACUUCAAGAAGCUGGCUGAGGUCACCAAGGUCAUCGUCCGAAACCUCAACAAAAUCAUUGAUAUCAACUACUACCCUGUGCCAGAGGCCGAGCGCUCCAACCGGCGGCACCGCCCCAUUGGCAUUGGUGUGCAGGGCCUGGCUGACGCCUUCAUCCUCAUGAGGUUCCCCUUUGAGAGCCCCCAGGCUCAGCUGCUCAACCAGCACAUCUUUGAGACCAUCUACUACGGGGCCCUGGAGGCCAGCUGUGAGCUGGCCAGGGAGCAGGGCCCCUACGACACCUACCAGGGCUCCCCGGUCAGCAAGGGGAUCCUUCAGUAUGACAUGUGGAAUGUCACCCCCUCUGACCUCUGGGACUGGAAGGCUUUGAAGGAGAAGAUUGCCAAGUACGGUGUGAGGAACAGCCUGCUCAUCUCCCCCAUGCCAACAGCCUCCACUGCCCAGAUCCUGGGCAACAACGAGUCCAUCGAGCCCUACACCAGCAACAUCUACACACGCAGGGUGCUCUCAGGGGAGUUCCAGGUUGUGAAUCCCCACCUGCUGAAGGAUCUCACAGAGAGGGGCCUGUGGAACGAGGAGAUGAAGAACCAGAUCAUCGCCCACAACGGCUCCAUCCAGAACAUCCCUGAGAUUCCUGAUGACCUGAAGCAGCUCUACAAGACUGUGUGGGAGAUCUCCCAGAAAACCAUCCUGAAGAUGGCUGCAGACAGAGGGGCCUUCAUUGACCAGAGCCAGUCCCUGAACAUCCACAUUGCUGAGCCCAACUAUGGCAAACUCACCAGCAUGCACUUCUAUGGCUGGAAACAGGGCCUGAAGACUGGCAUGUACUACCUGCGCACCAAGCCCGCUGCCAACCCCAUCCAGUUCACCCUCAACAAGGAGAAGCUGCGUGAGAAGGCGGCCAGGGAGGAGGAGGAGAAGGAGAAGGAGAGGAACAAGGCAGCCAUGGUGUGCUCCCUGGAGAACAGGGACGAGUGCCUCAUGUGUGGCUCCUAAGGGACAGUCCCCCUGCAGCUGCUGGGACGGGAGCACCUGGAUAACGUGAGGAUGCUGGGGCUGGGAGGGGGCGAGCAUGGCUUUAGUGGCUGGGCUUCCAGGGGGUUCCAUGGAGCCCUGCAGGCAGCAGGGGGACAGGGAGGUGCUGGUGCCCCUCCCAGCUCUGUGCUGGGCUCUCCAGACUGUGCCUUGCAGUCACCAAAGGCUGCUCCUCAUGUCCCUUUUCCUUGGCUGAGAGCCCCCAGGUCGGUGUGUUCAGUGUCCAGCUGACACCUGCAGUGUCCCCACCCUGCCAGAGUCUCCUCCCACUGCUGCUCCCUCUCCUCCUCCCCUCUGGCCUUUCCAGAAAGCCUUUGGAAGGAGCAGAUGGGUGGAAGGGGUGUUGCUGCCUGGACUCUUCUCCCUCAGUGCCAGGGCAGAGCCUGGCACUGGCUGAAUGUCCUGCAGUGAGGCAGGAAGGGCAGAGCUGCUGCCCUGCAUCCUAUUCUGCAUUAAACUCACUAAUUCAGUCUAAUUGCUCAGGCAGUUUCCUGGCAGGGGCCUUGGCCACACGUCAGGUGCCACCUUGUGAGGGCCACAUGCCAUUGGUGAACGUCACCUGCCAUCUCUUCAGGGAGCUCCAUUUUUCCACCCUGGGUAGUUCUUAGAUCUUUUAAUCCUCUUAUCAAUGUACUGCUCCUGCACUCACUCCCUGCUGGAACUCAACAGGGUUUCAGGCAGUUCUGCAGUAUUUAUUGAACUCGUGAACCACACCCCAGCCCGAAUCCAAACUCAAUAAAACGUGGAAUGUCAAAGGGA